Rotaria socialis is the source of this 4911-nucleotide messenger RNA. NCBI's taxonomy places the organism in Eukaryota, Metazoa, Rotifera, Eurotatoria, Philodinida, Philodinidae. The record is from the annotation of a GenBank genome assembly.
AUGGCGACAGGAUUUAUGAGCUUAUGCGACCAGAUUUUAUCAGCAUCAUCUCCCUAUACACCUUAUGAUGUAUCAAAAAAACCGCUCAGCACUUUACUCAAUGAUAUGACCCAUUAUGUGGCUACAGUUGUUCAAGUAGACAACGGCGACGAUUCAAUUAUUUAUGGGCUACAAAUACUUCUCUUGAGUGAUGUAGAGCGUGUUAGAGCUGCAUCACUCCGUGCACUUCGCUAUUCAAUUCAUCGUACGACUAUUUUUGAUAAGUUUCUUCAGUAUCGUCUUGAUUAUCUUGUUUGCCGGUCUCUUACAAUUGAUCUACGAAAUGCUCGUGAACGCUUAGAAGCAUAUAAAUUUAUUCGUCGUUUAUUUCUUUUAUACCCGCAACGUUUACCACAUUCGUUUGUCUAUGUUCUUGAUGCUAUUGUUGCAUCAAGUCAUUUUAUAUCAAUACCACGCACCGGAAAUUCAACACCUAUCGUACGAUCUGAUCAAAUGGUUAAGUGUUGUCUAGAAUUAUUGUGUGAAAUAGCCCUACAAAAUCCACAUAUACUACAUGACUGUCAUGCAAUAAAUACCAUGUUAAAAUAUAUAGUUGAUCUUGAACAAGAUGAACUUCGUGAAAGUGUACUUUAUGCAUUAUUGCAUGCAGUUGAUCGUUUUACUAUUAAUGAUAAUAGUGAGCCAACAAUGAUAGAUUCUGUCGAUCCAAAUGGUCCGGCUUUGGUACUGGUUGAUGAAGGAAUGCGUGAAAGACAUGAGUUAAUUGGAAAUAUGUUUAGUCAAUUAGUGGCGAUUUUUUCAUUAUGUGAAAAAGGAACACUGAAAACUGGUGAUCGUCGUGGAAUGACACCAGCACCAUUAGAUAGCUUAGUUAUUAAAGAACCGGAUAAAUUGAAAACACUGAAAUCAUGUGCCUCAGCAAUGGCAACAAUAUUACAUAGUUGGAUCGGUUUUACUGCUUUUUGUCAAACGAGAAAUUCAUCCAUACGUUUACUUGUUAAUUGUUUACUUGUACAGUCGGAACCAAUGAAAAUGAUAAUUCUUGAUCUAUUUUAUGAUUUACUUAAUCUUGAUAUUCCACCUGUCUGUGAUAGCUAUGAAGCAGCACUAAAAUCAAUAUAUCCAAUAUGGAAUUUAACAACAGUGGAAGAAGGAUAUACAUUUGUAGCCUAUGAAGGAGCUGCUAAAUUACCGCGUUUAUCAUCUACAAGACCGAACUUGCUUGAUAGCCAUAUGGCAUUGAUGCUUCUUACUCUUAUUGAUGCUGGCUUCAUCGAGGCGAUUAGUGAAUUAGCGUCAAAUGAUAAUUCGAUAUUGUCGAUUCGUGCAACGCUACUUUUAGCAAAUUUUAUCUGGCUGUGUAAUGAAAAUCUACCUGAAGAACAAAGUUUUCUUUUGUUACCCUUAUUGAUGGAUGUUGCUAUCGCCGACGAUGAUAGCAUCAAGCGAAGCUUUGCUAAAGAAGCUAUGCUUAAUAUAAAUGCAUUUUUUGAAUUUAAACAACGUACACGUCACAUAUAUUCAUUUCAAUUAGCACAAUUAAUAUAUCAUUCGCAGCAUUUGCACGAUUAUUAUACAUUACCACCAAAUAUUGGCACAGAAUCAAAUCGUCGAACAUCAACACCAUCAUCCAAUGAUCCCUUAGUGGCGGAAAAAAUCGAUGCAAGUAUUCGUGAUACAAAUACAUUACAAUCGGAUAAUUAUAAAAGAUGGAACUGGGAUCUUAUAUUAGCUUUAUUAAAAGAUUUUCCAAAGCAAGCAAAUCAAGUUCAAGGAGAUCUCUAUGAACGAUUUCUUGAUAAAUUAUGUGACUUUUUCAAACCGGAACAAAGCGGUGGCUUUAACGAUAUUCUUUUAACUGAUUCAAUUUCCGAUGUAACUUGUCGAGCUUUAUUAGCAUUCUCUGAUCUUCUUAUUUAUCCGUCUCGACCCUCAUCAAAUCAUAUAAAAGUUAUAGCUAGUAAUAUAGCUCGAAUACUUUUAACAAGUAUUAGUGAUUCAUUGCAACAGUCAAUUGUUUCCAUGAGAGAAUGCAGUGGGCGUGCUGUAAUAACGGAACAUGAUUUAUUAUCAAAAAAUAGUGUAUAUUAUUAUUUAUUUCUUGGACGUUUAAGUAAAUCAUCCGUCGGUACACAAGCAUUAAUGGAAAGUGAUAUAUUUGUUCGUCUUUCGGAAAUGUUGAAAAUGGACGAUGAAUUUGCUACAUCAGCGAUUGUUGCUUUAUCUUCAUUUAAUUAUUAUUAUGAAAGUCCUUGUCGAACUUAUUUAACUCAAGCACUCAAAUCACAUUGCACGGCACUUCGUUUGUACAGUACAAGUCUACUUCGUGUAGUUCUUCGUUCAAAUCCAGUUGCAUUCGGUAGUUGGGGAUUAAGCCUUCUUAUAACACAAUUACAUGAUACUGAUCAACAAAUUUUAAUUGAAACAGUUUCAGUUCUUGAUGAAGCUCUUGAAGAUAGAAGAUUAGUAAAUUUAUUUCAUAAACUAUGGGAAGCAUUUUCUACAAUAAAAAAUGUAAGUGGCUUUCUAACACAAAUCUAUCAUCAGGUUACUGCACGUAUGAGUUCAAUACCGUUCAAUCAAGUUCAACAUGAUGACAAACACUUAUCAAUGAUACGUGACGAACUUGCAUAUUGGGAUACAACAUUUAAUACUGAAUAUGUUACUUUAAUUGAAACAAAAUUAUUUUCAGCAUAUUCUGGUGGUUCCUUAUUAACUGAUGAUUAUUUUGAAAGACGAAAAACAACGUCCGUAACAAAUAAAGCAAAAAUAAAAAGGUCAACCGCUCAUGUUUCAUCUCACUUGUAUCGACAAUUAUGUCUUCAUCCUGAAGGAUUUCGUCUAUUACGUUCAGAGUCUCGUCUAGAAAAAUAUGUUACAGAAUUAAGACAACAUCGUACGAAUUGCAUUAGUUUAAAUGAAACACGCGUUAUUAAAGAAGCACUUUGGACAUUAGCAAAUACCGCGAGUACCGAAUAUGGUUACAGUUGGUUUGUCGAAAAAGAUUUAUUACCAGAUUUUUUACGUUUUGCGGAAGAAUGUCAAAAUUUAUCUGUUCGCGGCACGGCAUUCUACGCACUCAGUUUAAUUGCUCAAACACCAGAUGGUGCCAUUUCUUUAAAAGAUUUCGGUUGGGAAACAUAUCGUGUUCGAUCUCAUUCGAUUCCACCAUCAGUCGCUAAUACUGAUACAUGUCAGAGUACUGAACGACGUAUUUCUAAAGGUAUUAUGGCAUCAUCACCACGUAAGAGUAUUUCAUUGCAAGUAACUCCACCAGGAAUAUCAACAAUAAACAAUCUACCAGAUAAUAAAACAAGUCUCAAUCUAAAUGAACCAGUCACAGCUGAUGCUCUACCAACGAAUCGAUUUAAUCUUCAUAAAGAUUCGACUUCAUCUGAUGUUAAAUCUAAACGAUCGUUCACUAUGCCAUCAUCAAUAUUAUUGAAUUCCAAUGAAAAAACCGAUGUUCUACAUGUUAUUAUACCCGAAGAAAGUGCCCCAGCAACACCUACCAGUAAUAUAGCAAUGGUAUCAUUUUCCGAUUGUCUUGAAACUGAUGGUCAUCCAUUACUUGUUAGUGUGCCCAUACGCCGUUGUUCAAGUAUAUCAAAAGAAUUAACAAAUGUAGCAACAUGUCGUGAUUCUGGUAUAGCAAGUGGAGCAACAGGGUCAUUUUCGGACUUUGAAUGUUCUCGUUCACCAUCUUAUCAAACAUAUCCCUCUCAUAGUCAAUCUCAGUCAGCAGCUGAGCAAUCAGCAACCGAUAGUUUGCCAUUAGAACGUUUUCGUCCACGUUCAAAAUCAGCUCAUCAAUCGAACGCAUUACGCCAAUCAAAACAAUUACAAAAAGUUCCAGAAGUAAUACAAGCAUUAAGAGCACCGACAGCUGGACUUGGCGCUGCAUCAGAACCAUCAGCAACAGAUGAAUUAUAUCGAUCACGUUUAUUACGUUGUAAUUUUCUUUUAAAACCAGAUGCAGCCGGUUAUGAAUAUGCACGACGUGUACAAAAAAUUAGUCAUGCAACAUAUUCUCAUUUAGUUAAUACUAAUUAUAAUGAUUUUUAUGCAGAUGAUAUGUUAUUAAAAGAAAAAAAAGAUGAACUACUAUUGCCCUUUCAAAGAUAUAGGUCAAAAUUUUAUAAAAAGAUUUAUGAAUCGCAUGAUGUACAUGAUCAACAAAUCGAUAAAUUUUUAACAGAUGAUGGAAAAUAUUCUUCUGAUCAACGUGAUCUAGAUGAUGCUGAUGAAGAUGGAAAUACUAUAUAUCGUGGUUUAGCUGUACCAGUUGAUAUUCGUCAGGUUGUAGAGAUAUCUGAUGGAUAUAAUUUAAAUUAUGAAACUUGGUCGGAUCUUGCUCGUUCUCGUUCACGUGGAAAUACAAAUGCUGAUCAAGCACGAACACGUAGUGCUACUGGAGCAUCAAUUAGUUCUGGAGAAUUCACAUCAACAUCACCUGCAGUUGGAUCACAAGAUCAGAUGAUGCCAACGACAAUAAUCGUUCCAACAAAUCCAAUGCCAUCAACGCCGUCGUUAAAUAUUUGUAUGAUGUGUAUUAAUAAUACAACUAGUCUUACAUCCCAUGAAAAUCCUCAUAUAUCUAUGCAAGCAGAUUUCGAUGAUGUCAAAUCAUUAGCUAGUCGUCUUAUUGCUGCUAUUCAUACAGAUGAAGUCGAAAAAAAACUGUUAAGUUGGAAAGAAAGUCGUCCACGAAUAUUUGAUAAUGUUUGUUUAUAUUCGGAAAUAUGUUAUAUAUUAACACUGAGUAGUGUACGUGUAUCGGCGCAACGUUUUCUUCAUGAUUUGUUUUCAGAUUGCCAAUUUGAAAAACUUCGUAAACGCCGUCGUCAAGUAGAUGUCUUACGUGAAGAAGAAGAUGAUGAUAGUUUAGAUACAAGUACAAGUUCACAAUAA